Nycticebus coucang (slow loris) is the source of this 645-nucleotide messenger RNA. It is a transcript of the gene AIF1, whose product is annotated as allograft inflammatory factor 1. Gene Ontology annotation, biological process: ruffle assembly; actin filament bundle assembly. NCBI's taxonomy places the organism in Eukaryota, Metazoa, Chordata, Mammalia, Primates, Lorisidae. Gene Ontology annotation, molecular function: actin filament binding; calcium ion binding. The transcript has 6 exons. Gene Ontology annotation, cellular component: ruffle membrane; actin filament. Bases 82 to 525 code for a protein of 147 amino acids. The record is from RefSeq and is a predicted model, not a curated record.
GGAGGAGAGUGCGAGUGCAACAGCAGACAGAGAGACUGCCAACUUGGUCUGUCUCUCACCUCCACCAGCAUCUGCUGAGCUAUGAGCAAGACCAGGGAUUUGCAGGGAGGAAAAGCUUUCGGACUGCUGAAGGCCCAGCAGGAAGAGAGACUGGAUGAGAUUAACAAGCAAUUCCUGGAUGAUCCCAAAUACAGCAGUGAUGAAGAUCUGCCCUCCAAACUGGAAGCCUUCAAGAAAAAAUACAUGGAGUUUGAUCUGAAUGGAAAUGGAGAUAUCGAUAUCAUGUCCCUGAAGCAAAUGCUGGAGAAACUCGGGGUUCCCAAGACUCACCUAGAGUUAAAAAAAUUAAUUGGAGAGGUGUCCAGUGUUUCGGGAGAUACAUUCAGCUACCCUGACUUUCUCAGGAUGAUGCUGGGCAAGAGAUCUGCCAUUCUAAAAAUGAUCCUGAUGUAUGAGGAGAAAGCGAGAGAACAGGAAAAGCCAACUGGUCCCCCAGCCAAGAAAGCUAUCUCUGAGUUGCCCUGAUCUGAGAAGAAAGGGGGUAGUAUUGAAGGGGCUUCUAAUGACUGGAACAUGGAAAAAAGAUAAGAUUGUGAGCCAGAGUCAGACUAAAUUAAAUAAAUUAUCCUUCCCCUCCAGAUCAAA